UCCCUCUCUGAUAAACCGACGUGCACAUUUUUUAUCGUCGAUUUGACGCUUUUUUAUCAGCGGACAGGCUCGCUGCUCUGCCCCUCCGGCCGAUCAAAUGCUCACCAAAUGAGCACCAAUUGGUCUUAAGACUGAGGAAAACCAAAUCGGGCUGAUUUGGAAAGCCAGGCAAAAACAGGUCUUGUGAAAUCUCUGCGGUCAAAUAAAAAAGUUGCUGAUCAGUGAGAUAUUUUAUAAAUUAUAAAAAUAUCGCGGUUCUCAACCUGAUGAUUAAUUUUUCUAUUCAAAAAUUAUAUUCCCCAAUUUUCCGCUGCAAGAACGGACAUCCGUACAGCGACCCCUCUUUUUAUCUCAUUUGACCGCAGAACCGCACCCCCUCGAGCAAUGACAAUCAAUUGGGAUGUAAAGAAAGAAGUUAAAUCAAAUUUAUCAAACUUUGCAGUCAAACUAAGUAAAUGGCCUUAGUAAAUAUUUUAAAAUGUCAUUUAAAAUUUAAAUAACUUGAAAGAAACAGUAAAUGUCUUCCAAAGUUGAAAACCAACACAAGUUCGAGUUCGUUGAAAGUUGGAAGUGUCACUUUCCUUCUCCUUUUUGCACACUCCAAAACUUUUUAUUUUGAUUUCUCUCUCGCAUGUCAACAAACGCAACAAACAUUGCGAAGUGAUUUUUUUGGUAGAUGCUGUGUCGAAAUCAUAAUUGUGUCUGCAUAAUAGCUGGCCUAUAAUUGGUCGUGGUCGUUACGCAAGCCACCUUUUUAAUUAGAAGCCCUUCGUUUUUUUUUCACCGAAAUGAGCAUGUCAGAAGCGACUGCUUUUAUUCCGCCGUCGGUUUUCUCGCUACCGCCUGUGCAAAGCAAUCCCGUCGUCGAUCAUGAAUUGUCAACUAAAUCGAAAAAAGCAACGGAACGGAUUUCAGAGAACAUGCACAUCGUGGCUAACGAGCCGUCGCUGGCUUUUUAUCGAGUUCAAGAACACGUGAGGAAAGCUCUUCCUCCGAUGGUGAGCAAACGAGUCGAAGUGAAGAAACUGAAUCUAGAGCUGCAAGGCCGGUGCUACGAUUUGGAGUAUGCCCUAGGAGCUGUUAAGGCCAUGUCAAAUGCUGGGUCAACUUUCAAGAACCUGCAGGAUCUCACCAAAAAUGCAAUUUAUUUUAAGCAGCAAUUAAAAUACGAAGAAACUAGAAGGUCGAAAAAGGAGCCAUCAGUUUACAAAAGACUGUCAGCUCAUAUAUCUCAGGAGAUUCCAGACUUGGCUGAAAUAUCAGAUGCUCUCAGAGAAACUGCCUCCAGAGUAGAAUCAAUGAUGACGCAUGCCAGAGGUAGCUCUGGAUCUGCACCAGUUGCAACGGAAGCGUCUGAGGCGAUUGGUUCCUCGAGUCAGCAACAGCAACAAAAAGAUUAAAUUGUAUUUUUCUUAAAUAUUAUCAUUUCCUGUGAUAUUAAUUUGUUUAUUCAAGAUGGUUCCGAUGAUUAUAUUAUUUUACUUGGUAUUAAAGUUGAAAAGAAUUAUUUAAUAAAAAA
Molecule: messenger RNA, 1519 nt
Organism: Neocloeon triangulifer
Lineage: Eukaryota; Metazoa; Arthropoda; Insecta; Ephemeroptera; Baetidae
Product: BLOC-1-related complex subunit 8 homolog
Exons: 4
Coding region: 789-1400 (203 amino acids)
Cellular component (GO): BORC complex
Source: RefSeq, a predicted model, not a curated record